Molecule: messenger RNA, 251 nt
Organism: Pelobates cultripes (western spadefoot toad)
Lineage: Eukaryota; Metazoa; Chordata; Amphibia; Anura; Pelobatidae
Source: the annotation of a GenBank genome assembly
AUGGCAGCCUAUUGCAGUCUCUGUUGCUGUGGUACGACUCUGCAUGCGACUGUACUGAAACGCCCAUCUAACCAGGUCGUUGGCACCAUCACAGCCCUGGCUAACCCUGCUCCUGUUCCAGAGCCUCAAAAGGAGGCUGCUGUGGCUACCUUCCAAUCCUCAGCCUUUGUCUCCCCUAACGUUUCCUGCUCCAAAACAGAAGAUCUGUCCCCAGACUGUGUAAUUGCCUCCAAUGGAACCGUGGUCCGCAG